Molecule: messenger RNA, 4378 nt
Organism: Pygocentrus nattereri (red-bellied piranha)
Lineage: Eukaryota; Metazoa; Chordata; Actinopteri; Characiformes; Serrasalmidae
Exons: 3
Coding region: 866-2335 (489 amino acids)
Cellular component (GO): nucleus
Source: RefSeq, a predicted model, not a curated record
CUCUCCCCCGUCUGUGUACAUGUACCCGAGAUAUUGAACAUUUGUAGCUUCUGCGUUUUAAAGGUGUGAUAUAAGCCACUCUGCGGGCUACGAGCCGUCACGGGAACGUGAGUAAGGGUGUGUUUUGUUCGGACCAUGUCGUGUGCGGCUGCUGCGCGGAGGGCAGCGCGGUUUUAGACGGCCAGCUCUGUUUGGUUGCGGAUUGCUAGCUGUGGGUAUCGCAGCUGGGUUAGCUUAGUUGAUGUGUGCCGGAUGCCCGUCCGUUGCGGAUGUGGUGCAGAAUAAAUGCGCGUUGAUGCGACAGAUUUAACAUAAGACGCAGUUUAAAUCCCCCUCCGUGAAUUCUUGCGCGUCCGAGACUUUACUGUGCUGCUCUUUCGUUUCGUUUCUCAUGCACUCGGCUGCAGCGACUGGGACUCACGUUAACGUUUCCUUUUGUGCUCUUCAUUUCAGACCUCCACGAUUCUCCACCACCUUCUGUCUUUGGCAGAGCCUCCUUCUAUGAAAUAGGCAGUGCAUAUUGCCCUUGCACCAGUCUAGCUCAGCACAUAUUCUGCUCGUUUUCCCCAGAAUAUAUGAACUCUCUAUUCCCCUCUUGGAUACAAGCCAAAAACAACAACACAUCAACCCAGUUUUUAUGCUGAUUGAUUUUAUAUGUGCCCAUUUGGACACAGCCUUCCACUGCAGGUCUGCACUCUUUCUGUUAAAGCCAGGUGCCACCUUGUAUCAAGCAAACCUUGGUCUUGGCCGGGUGUGCGUCGGAUCGGAGAGCACCAAGCCAUCACUGUGAUGGCAUGUCAGCCACUUUGUGAAUGGCACUGUGUCUGCCGGUCCGAUCAGUGUGGCUGUCAACCAGGCCUGAUCCAUGACGGAGUACUACGAGGAGGGGGGGUUGCUGUAUGAGCACUCACCUCCCAUGCACAUUAAAGUGGAGUCCCCGGAGGGUCCUUUUGGAGGGGGUGUCUCAGAAGAUGGCUUUCCCCGGGAAGAUGAUGACUCGGACGGUAGCUGCGAUCAGAGUAGUGGACUGCCUGGUAGCCUGCCGUUCAACGUGGUGGUAGUACAUCCUAACAUUGUUGCCCCUGGAGUAUCCUCUGAUGAACUUAUUCCGAUUGAACAAAACAGAAGUGUUUCAGCAGCGCUGGCUUCAGGGGGUGCGGGCAAAAGGAAGAGUCGCUUUAGUGGUGCUGAGCUGGAGGUGUUGGUGUCAGAAGUGACCAGAUGUGAAGGAGAGUUGUUUGGGCCGGCUGGUAGGCUCAGGCGCCGGGAGAGAGAGCGCAUCUGGGCAGGGAUCCUGGAACGCGUGAACGCCGUGUCACGAGUCCCACGCACCCUUCGAGAAGUUAAGAAACGCUGGGAUGACCUGAAGAGACGCAACGGUGGAAGGCUAGCAGAUGCCAGGCACCGCUCCUGCUAUCUGCCGUCCAGCAGAGGAACUGCAGUUUUGGGAGGGCCUCCUCAGUUGAGUCCCAGGUUCCAGCAGGCCCGUCAGAAGCUUAAUACAAGGGGAAAGGCCAGUUUCACCUGUCUGUCUGACACUGAUCCAGUUGCAGGAGGAGACGGUUCUGAAAGAGAUGGUUUUGAAAAGGAGGACGAGUCUGGGGAGCAAGAAGGUGAAGAAGGAAACAAAGAUUGUGAGGCUGUAGAUAACAGCAUGGAGGACAAACUGGGGUUAGGUCUGGGUUUAGGAAUAGUACCACCCCCAACAUCCGAGCGCUGGCUGCCGCCUUCACCACUCUAUAGUGCUCCCUUCCUCAAUGGGACUCCUCAGCCCAGUCCAGAACCUUCCCUUGGAGCUCAUCAAGGCCCACUCGAGCCCCCUCCAUCACGCACUUCCUGGCUGGAGGAUGAACUUAGGGGACUUGGGGAGGCAGCUGUGCAGCUCGGGGAUCGGCUGGAACAGAAUCUGCGCGAGUUCGGCGAAGGGUUCAGGCGUGACAUGCGGACACUGGUGGCUUCUCAAGAGGCCCUUACAAUAAGCUUGCAGCAAAACAAUGUGCUUUUGCAGCGACUGUUAGGACUUCUCGAGAUGCAGCAUCAGCAAAAUCAGCCUCCGCAGCAGCAGAUCCUACAGCAACAGCUUAUCCAGCAAUCAUCACAAGAACUUUCACGGCAUCAGCAGCAACAACAAGGAACUCCGUCACAGCAGCAGUUACCCCAGCAGCUUGAACAAGUUCCUCAAAAUGCGAAUGAGCAGUUAGCAUCUGUUACUUCAGUACCCCCACCUCCAGAUAUUUUAGAUGGCACUUCUCAGCCUGAACCGUCAAUUGUGAUAAACGCUCAAAGGCCACGCCGCGGGAGAACAGUAGACCACAGGAGAAGACGUAGACACUAGAUAUGUAAAUUGUCUUCAUUUACUAUAGCCCACUGAAGUCGGAUUGUCGUUUUGCAGUCAGUGCCCAGAAAAGGAGCUCAGGGUCUAAGCUGGUUUUCUCUAUGGGAAAAAUGAAUGGUGUUUUUGGAAAUCAGCGCUAUUGCGCUCUGUAGUAAACAAAACUCGCUGCUUUGUUUUUGUCCUGCAUAUCGUCGCUGUCCAAUGAAAAACAUGUAUCUCCAUUUUUUGCUAUUUUCACUUUUCUGCAUCAUUUAAACUCAGCAGCUGUCCUUUACAUUGUGUGUAAAUUUCAUGAUGAAUGGACCAAUAGAAAUGCUCCACAAAUCCUAAGAAUAAAAUGUCUUUCUAUUAGCUUGCAUUGAAAGUUAAGAACAUUUUUGCUCUUUCCUGUAAAGUUACUCAUUUGGAGAUGCCUGUUUUUCUUUGGACCGGGACACACAUUCUAUGCACAUUUUCCCACAAACUUCACUGGAUCCUCUGAACUGAGGUCAUUUACUGAGUCGAAUUAUGAGCAUUGCUACAUGCGAGCUAACACUGCUGCGCACUGAAUUGAAAAUGGGAAACUCACCAAAAUACUCCAGUUAAAACCACCGAGUACCUAAUAUUUGGUGAAGUUGCUUAACUUUAGCAGUGGACUUAUGGACAUCAGUAAUGGACUUGUGUUUAUGUAAAGAUUUCAAUGCGCAGGAGUUUUUGCUUGAUUUGUAGCGUGGAUGUAGCAAUAAUCAACUCUUUAGCAACCUAAUUCAAAUGAUCCAGUGAUAUUGGGAGGAAAUUGUGCCAAACAUACCACAUGGCGUGUAUGAAUUUUUGAAUUUUGAAAAGCAUCAUUUAUUCUUCCCAUAGAGAAAAAGAGCAUAGGCCUAGAGUUCGUUACUGGGGCAUGAUGCCAACCACAUCACAAACUACUUCAGCGGUUUAUAGCUAUUUAUUUCAUCCAGUGUUUUAUAUUCUGAUGUACAGCAGGUUGUGCCAUGUCUUAAAAGCUACAAUUUAUUUGCCUGUUUCAAAUUAUGAGCUACAUGUAAAAAGUCAUAUGAGCAUCGUAUUUAAUAGGUUAUUCUGUGUCAAAUUACUGUGGAAUUGAGUAGAGGAAGUUAUACACAGCAUGGAAAAAGACAGUAAUACCUGCUAGUUUUGGUUAUUUAAUUCACUGGGGCAAGUACUGUUGCCUGGAACCCAAGGUAGUCUGCUCAAAUACAUAUCUAGGGAUAUGUCAGAUGGCUAAUAUAGGAACAGAUUAUUGUUUCAUCGUCAUAUUUUUAGCAGUUAAAACCAAGUGCCAGUCUUGGAGUGCUGCAAUACUUCAAAUAACCAUCAUCCUUAUUUAGUUAUCCUCAGGGCCUGUACACGUUUAAACAGAGCACUGAAUGACAUCAUAUGCUGGGUGCUGUUUCGUUAAAUGUUAAAAUAGUGCUGUUGUGGUUGUUUCCUUGGACUCGCUCGCUGUUUUGUAACUCCUGUGCUCUAAGUCUAAACCACAAUCAUGAAAUUACUGAGAUUUGAAGGAUGCCACUCAACACAGUGGACAGUUUAGGCUUUUAUUUAUUUUUAUAUAUAUAUAUAUAUAUAUAUUAUAUAUAAUUUUUUUUUUUUCCAGCACUCUGCAUCCCCACAUUGGCUACAACAAACACUUGAUAAUAUUCAGUCAGAUUGAUAGUGUUGUAAAACUGUACAGGCAUUUGAAUUACCAAAACUUUUAAUACUUAAUACUUUAAAAUGUAAUGUUUUUGCAUCACCUUGUAGAAUUUCAAGUAGGUUUUAUUUAAAAACCUAACUAAAAAGCAAAAUAAAUAAAGAGAUUUUAUGCAAUAAUACGAAAAAGUGAAUUAAACAUUAGAAUUAGUAGCAGUAAUAAGUCAUUUAUAUACACUCACUGGCCACAUUAUUACAUAUUAGUUGUUUAGCUGCUUGUUAAAACAAAUAGCUAAUCAGCCAAUCACACGGCCACAACUUAGGCAUGUAGAGGUGGUCAAGACACCUUGCUGAAGUGCAGGCCGAGCAUCAGAACGGGGAAGAAAGGGGAUUUAAGGGACUUUGAAC